AUGUCGUGUCAAAGUAAUCCUUUACAACAGUUUGUUGGUAAAAGUGAUAGAGUGGGGACAGCAGGUUUUGGAGCUCGUUUCAAUAGUCAGGAACAGUUUCCGCCUACGCGUUCCAUAGAACACAGUUUCUUAAACGGUCAAAAGAAUGAUGGGUUUCUGGAGAAUAAGUUCUUGGAAGUGCAACAACCCUCGCCAGUGUUUCCCGCAGAGUCUGUUUCGAAUGUUUGGUUGAAUCAGUUUUCUUCGAUGAAAUUAGAAGACCCGUUAGAGUUUGACAACGAAUACAAGAAGCUUUAUGCAGGUUACCAGUCGCAACAGACACGUCGAAAUGUGGCACACGUUUCCCCUGCUUUGCAUAGAUCAAUUUAUCAGCCAGUGAUGAGAAAUCCUGUGGCCAAUGAUGUGCAUUUUGAGCAAGAGUUUGAAGCACUCGAGAGAGAGUUGCAAGAUGAUAAAGAUGAACUUCUGGAUGAAGAAAGUCCUUUGGAUUAUGAAUUUCAAAAGAUUGCUAGUGAUAUUGUGAAUUCGACAUCGAAUUCACCCUCUCCAGUGAGCUCUAAACUAUCGGGCUCUAAAUUUAUGGGUUUGAUGCGUGAUAUAAGUGGUGGAUUGGUCAGUAUGCGUUCAAACGAGCUGCGAAAAUCGGAUGGGAGUGUUGUAGGUAAUGAAUUCACUCCAGUGAUGGAUAAUAUGCAUAAGACUAAUGAUUUUGAUGUUCUAUAA
This is a messenger RNA of Torulaspora delbrueckii, 723 nucleotides long. It is a transcript of the gene PEX21, whose product is annotated as Pex21p. The record is from RefSeq and is a predicted model, not a curated record. Lineage: Eukaryota; Fungi; Ascomycota; Saccharomycetes; Saccharomycetales; Saccharomycetaceae. The transcript has a single exon. Bases 1 to 723 code for a protein of 240 amino acids.